Molecule: messenger RNA, 288 nt
Organism: Peronospora matthiolae
Lineage: Eukaryota; Oomycota; Peronosporomycetes; Peronosporales; Peronosporaceae
Source: the annotation of a GenBank genome assembly
AUGAACAACUCCCCGACAGACGCGAGUUUCCACUCGCUUUUCCGCUUGACGGUUGCUGGUACCCACAUGCAACACGGUGGUGUUCGUCUGCUAGUUCUCUGUAUGUGUGCUGUUGCUGAAUGUAACUUGGAGUAUGGGCAAUUUGAUUACAGCACUACAUCGUGUUUGCUUCAACACAAUGAGCAAGGCCGCAAGUGCGACCAAAGUGGAUGCAGCACACUGAAGAUUGAUGAAAAUGGACACACGAGCAGAGAGAGUAUGAAAGGGAAGGCGUACGUGCCCCCAUAG